Molecule: messenger RNA, 861 nt
Organism: Triticum turgidum subsp. durum (durum wheat)
Lineage: Eukaryota; Viridiplantae; Streptophyta; Magnoliopsida; Poales; Poaceae
Source: the annotation of a GenBank genome assembly
AUGGAGAAUUUCAGUGAUAGUCACUGCAUUGGAACUGGAGGUAGUGGGUUAGUGUAUAUAGCUGAGUUACCUAGUGGUGAAAUAUUUGCGGUGAAGAAGAUCCAUCUGAUGGAAGAUGAUGAGUCAUUUGAUCAUGAAAUAGAUGCAUUGAUUCAUAUUCGGCAUCGGAACAUUGUGAAGUUAUUUGGCUACUGUUCUACACCUCGGGGAAGAUUUCUGGUGUACGAAUACAUGGACAAAGGAAGCUUAGCAGAAUCUUUAAAGAACAAGGAAAGUAUAGCUGAAUUGGAUUGGAUAAGAAGGUUAAAUAUAAUCAAUGAUGUUUCUCAUGCUUUAUCUUACAUGCAUCAUGAUUGCUUUGCACCGAUAGUCCAUAGAGACAUAUCAAGCAGCAACAUUUUGCUUGAUCUGGAAUUCAGAGCAUGCAUCUCUGAUUUUGGUAUAGCCAAAAUACUAUCUGCGGAUGAUUCAAACUGCACAAGGUUUGCUGGGACAAAAGGGUAUCUUGCCCUAGAGCUUGCAUACUCAACAAGGGUGAUAGAGAAACGCGGCGUCUAUAGUUUUGGAGUGCUCACGCUAGGGUUGUUCAUGGGACACCAUCCAGGUGAUUUUCUUUCAUCCAUGGCCGAUAAGAGUACAUCACUCAAUGAUUUGUUGGACAUCCGGCUCCCACUCCCUGCGGCUGAGGUCGCAAGAAAACUAUUCAAAGUGAUCGUGUUUGCUGUUCGGUGCAUAGAACCAAAUCCAUCACGCCGUCCAACAAUGCAACAAGCAAUCAAGGUGUUCACUGCAGCUGGAGGACCUGAUAAUCAUGUUGAUCAUCUGCAUACUGGCAUUGUUAUCCUUGCCUUCUUGUCGUGA